Molecule: messenger RNA, 2315 nt
Organism: Amphiprion ocellaris (clown anemonefish)
Lineage: Eukaryota; Metazoa; Chordata; Actinopteri; Pomacentridae
Product: lymphocyte antigen 75-like
Exons: 3
Coding region: 314-1282 (322 amino acids)
Source: RefSeq, a predicted model, not a curated record
UCCGUUUACUGUCCACAGAGCAGCAUCGUGAUGGAGAGGGUCUUGCUGGCUCUCUUCUGUCUCUCAGGUCAGUGGAUUCUUUGCUAAUGUCUGACGGUGCUUAUUAUUGCAUAUUAUUGUAGAAAGUUGAUAGUUUGAAACCGCCUUGUAUUUACAAAGUUUUUCAUGGCUAAUUUCUUCUUUUCUCUCAGGGUGGUUCAUCCUCCCCUCCUGCCCUCUCCAUCAGUACCACUUUGUGAAGGAACCUUUGACUUGGGAUGAAGCUCAGACCUACUGCAGAGAGAGAUUCACAGACCUGGCCACCAUAGACAACAUGACAGAAAUGAGCCAAUUUUUUAACACGGUUUCCUCCACUGGUUACAACUCUGACGUCUGGAUUGGUCUGUAUGCUGAAAUCGAAUGGUUCUGGGCAGAUGGCAUCGACGCUGAGUACAGGAAUUGGGAGGACGGUGAACCCAACUUCUCCAUUGGUCAGUACUGUGUGUCAACCAGACGGGCUGCAAAAUGGAUGCAUAUAAAGUGUGAGAUCAGCUGCCCAUUCAUCUGCAACAACGGAACACUGCAGGAUCCUGAAUUUGUGCUUGUGAAUGAAACCCUGUCCUGGAAUGGUGCUCGCCAGCACUGCCAGGAGAACUUCACAGACCUGGCCACUGUGUGGGACGACGCUGAAAACCAGCAGGUUCAAAACAUGGCAGCAAGUGAAGGAUGGACGUGGAUUGGCUUAUUCAGUUUCCCUCAUUAUUACUGGUCUGAUUACAGCAACAGCUCCUUCAGCAACUGGGGUAACGUUGCACUUGACCUUGGCACAAUGACAAACGUAUGUGCCUUCGCAUCUUUGCCGGAAUCAGGGAAAUGGAAGCUUUCAUCCUGCGAAACAAAAUUACCAUUUGUCUGCUACGCCCCUCCACUCCUCUCAAUGAAUAUGCAGGGGGAAGCGAAGAAGCAGGUGGUGAAGCUGAGGAUCAAACUGGACGACUCCUCUGUGGAUCUGAACGAUCCUGCUGUGAAAGCGGCGCUCCUGAAAAAGGCAAGUCUCCAAAGUCCAUCCUCAGACAUCCCACACAUUUUAACUAUGCACCAUUCUGGGAGCAGUGAUCACAGACCAAAUGUGAGCUGCCUACCAACAAAUGACACAGAUUUCAGUGUGACUGGAUGUUUCACAAUAGCUGCCAUGUGCGUCUCUCAGCUCCAGGACAGACUGAAGGAGGAAGGAGUGAGUGGAGUCACCCUGAAGUGGAGAGAGCAGCCUGAUGGGGAAGUCUGGCACAAAGAGGAUCCCUAAAUAACCUCACCUGUAUGUCAGCUGAGCUCUUUAAAUACCUGUGUGUGUUGACUAAAGUGCAGCAGCACCUUAUUAUGUUUCAAUCUCCAAUAUGGCUGCCUUUAAGAAGAGAGUGUGACAUUUAAUGUAGGCUGGCAGCUUUAGUCAUUGUGAACUCUUCUUAGCUGCUAGUCUGUUUGCAUUAGAGUGAUUUUAUUAGCAACAUUUACAGUCGUGACAAGUUUGCAUUUUAGCAAAACAAUCGAUUGUCUCCACCUUAAUCUUCUGAUGCGUCUUCGGACAAGCGUUCUAUAACCUUCUCAUCCUGAUUUUUGCUCUCUUGCUUGUUUUAUUCUGUGUGAGAUGACUAACAAUACUAUAAUUCAUCAAUCUGAACUUUAUGUUCUCCGAUGACGUGUCUCAGAACAAGCUUUCUUUACUGUUUUAAUCCUGAUUUGAUCUACCAGCACAUGUAACCAAAGUAUCAGUAAGUAAUCAACAGAAGUUUGCUACUUGGUGUAGUGAUUCUUUCAUGAACGACGGAGGUGACUGACAGAUAUUGUUUCCUUCCUGUGUCUGUGCUCACUCAGUCUUGCUGUGAGUUUGUUCUAAAGGCCACCAAUAAUACAGCAAUGGAAGAAAAUCUCCCCCAGUACAGAAAGCAAUUUUGGUGCCAUAGAUCACGGUAACAAAAGAUGUCUAAAAAACAGUCGGGGUUGUGUGAUUGUAAAACUUACCCAGGGCCUAGAAAAGAUGCAGAAUGAUGAUGUGUGAUGGUAUCACUGUGGGCCGAGAGGGACUGAGUGAGCAGUCAGCAGGAGAAACACUGAAGACAAUGAGCAGAAACAAUCUGAAAGCCAUGACUUUUGUUUGGCUAAAACACAGAUAAGUAAUUUAAUAUUAACCCUCGUGUCGUCUUGCGGGUCAAAUUGACCCGUUUUAAAGUUUGAAAACGUGGGGGAAAAAAAUAUAUUUUCACAGUGAAACUUCUGAUGUCCACAUUUUUAAAAUUUUUGAAUACUUUUUGGUGGAAAAAAAGAAAUAUUAAACAUGU